AUGGCAUAUUUGACCCAGAUAGAUAAACUGGCAAUAAUAACUGAAGAAGAAGUAGGAAAGAAAAUAAGUGAUGAUGCAAAUAGAAAAACUGAUGAUGAGAAGAACGAAUUUAAAAAAGCACUAGAGAAGUUACUGGUAAAAGAAUGUGAUAAUAUAAUAAUGAGGGAAGAGUUGCCUACUAGAAGUAAAGAGAAGAUAGCAAUAAAAGGAGAAGUUGAUAUAAUGAUAAUAAAUGAGAAGUUAAUUGAAAAUCAAGUACAACAAGAAAAGGAUAUGCUAAUGAAGGACGUGAUACAUUUGUACAAAGCAUACAAGAAUUGGGAUGUACAGAAGUG
Messenger RNA from Acaulospora morrowiae, 335 nucleotides. NCBI's taxonomy places the organism in Eukaryota, Fungi, Glomeromycota, Glomeromycetes, Diversisporales, Acaulosporaceae. The record is from the annotation of a GenBank genome assembly.